Molecule: messenger RNA, 1482 nt
Organism: Lachancea dasiensis
Lineage: Eukaryota; Fungi; Ascomycota; Saccharomycetes; Saccharomycetales; Saccharomycetaceae
Source: the annotation of a GenBank genome assembly
AUGUUGGACAAACUGAAGCAUAAAGUUGAAAAACUGAAAAUAUCCAACAAGAAAGAGGAGAAUGUGCCGGAUAUGGGGAAAUCCGAUGGACUUUCCAGGAGGGAUAUUUAUCGUAAUAGGUACAAUUAUGGAGUGAAUUUUGGGUCGAUGUUUGUGCAAGAAAGCUACAUUUACCACGAUCUGUUUUCUGAAGGAGGCGGUAACGAACACGAGGCGGUUGGCGCGCUGGCUGCCAAGAGCUCAACCGAUGAAGUGGCCAAGAAGCUGCAGGAGCAUUAUAGCAAUUACGCUUCGGACCAGGAUUGGGAGUGGCUUCAGAAGGAGGCUGGCGUAACAGCGAUACGUUUGCCUAUAGGGUACUGGCACGUCGACAACGGCCGUUUCAUCACGUCUGGAAUGAAGUUCCACGACUUGAAAGACGUAUACAAGGCAGCCAAGCCAUGGGACGCAGUGCGCUCCGUGAUAAAAAAAGCCGCGGACCAUAAGAUUGGUGUGUUGGUUGACAUCCAUGGGCUUCCUGGCGGGGCCAACAACGACGACCAUUCAGGGGAGAGUAACGGGGGCCAGGCGAAAUUUUUUGCCAGCUCGGAUUUUGUCACGUCUUUGGUCGACGACGUGAUUCCGUUCAUAGUCAAAGAUGUCUGCCAGCCAAACGAAAAUGUUAUAGGUUUGCAGGUGGUCAAUGAGGCGGCCUUCAGUGACUCGGCGAAAGCGGAAAAGAAAUUCUACGCAAAGGCUAUCCAAGCCGUGCAAAAGAUCGACGACAGCUUGCCCGUGGUUAUUUCAGACGGAUGGUGGCCUGGUCAGUGGGCUGACUGGUUGGAGGACAAGAAACUGACGAACAGUGUAGUCAUCGACUCGCAUGUCUACAGGUGUUUCUCAGACGACGACAAGAAGAAAAAUGCCAAGCAAAUCACAGACGAUCUAUCCAAGUCGCUCAAUCUCUCCUCUGACAAGGCUGACUACAUGGUGGGCGAGUUCUCGUGCGUUUUAGACGGCCAGACAUGGGACAAAACGAAGGAGUCGCGCGACGAGUGUGUUGCAAAAUUCGGCCAAAAGCAGACACAAGUCUUCCAGGACCAAGCCAGCUGGGGUUGGUUUUUCUGGACCUUCAAGUUCCAAGAGGGCGACGGCGGUGAAUGGGGUUUCCGGCCGAUGGUUGAGAAGAAUUGCAUACCUCGCAGGCCACGUGUGGACCCGGCCACUGACGACGGCAAACUGCAGCAUAUCGUCGACGGCCACGCAGCGUAUUGGAAGGACAAGGGAGAUAAAUUCGAACAUUGGCGCUUCGAGGAAGGGCUACAGGCGGCUGUGGCAGACGUAGCUGCUUUCAACGAAUUCGACCAUUCCCGAGUGGGCAGAACCCAUUAUUUCACGUCGCUCCGCAAGGCCCAACACGUGGCCGCAAAAGGCGACAGCUCCUUCGUCUGGGAGUGGGAGCAAGGUUACCAACAGGGACUGGCGAAUUUCAAUAAGUACUAA